Molecule: messenger RNA, 2199 nt
Organism: Mus pahari (shrew mouse)
Lineage: Eukaryota; Metazoa; Chordata; Mammalia; Rodentia; Muridae
Product: guanylate-binding protein 6-like
Biological process (GO): defense response to Gram-positive bacterium; defense response to protozoan
Molecular function (GO): GTP binding; GTPase activity
Source: RefSeq, a predicted model, not a curated record
CAGGAGGGAGGAGAGCAGAGCUGAUCCUGAGGAGGCAGCAGCAGCAGCUGAGAACUGCACUUGGACCUGUGCUGUGGGACCAGAUUCAUCUACGUUGGCAGGUUGCUAUGACCCAACCACAAAUGGCUCCCAUUUGUCUUGUGGAAAANCACAAUGANCAGCUGUCGGUGAACCAGGAAGCCAUAGAGAUUCUGGACAAGAUUUCUCAGCCAGUGGUAGUCGUGGCUAUUGUUGGAUUGUAUCGUACAGGGAAGUCCUAUUUGAUGAACUGUCUGGCGGGACAGAACCAAGUGAGUGGCAAGCUGCAUACCAGCCAAAGGCUUCCCUCUGGGCUCCACNGUNCAGUCUCAGACCAAGGGCAUCUGGAUGUGGUGUGUGCCACACCCCACCAAGCCAGAGCACACCUGGUCCUCCUGGACACCGAGGGCCUGGGGGAUGUGGAAAAGGGUGAUCCUAAGAACGACUUGUGGAUCUUUGCCCUCAGNGUGCUUCUGAGCAGCACCUUCAUCUACAACAGCAUGAACACCAUCAACCACCAGGCUCUGGAGCAGCUGCAUUAUGUCACAGAACUCACUGAGAUGAUCAGAGCAAAGUCUUCCCCAAAUCCCCAUGGAAUAAAAAAUUCCACAGAGUUUGUGAGUUUCUUUCCAGACUUUGUCUGGACUGUUCGGGAUUUCAUGCUGGAGCUGAAGUUAAAUGGGGAAGAAAUCACAAGUGAUGGGUACCUGGAGAAUGCCCUGAAGCUGAUCCCAGGGGAUAAUCCCAGAAUCCAAGCAUGCAAUUCGGCCAGGGAAUGCAUCAGAUGUUUCUUUCCUAACCGGAAGUGUUUUGUCUAUGACCAGCCAACUGGUGACAUAGAACUCCUACAAAAACUUGAGACUAUCUCAGAAGACCAACUGGAUCCUAAAUUCCGGGAAAAAACAAAAGCUUUUGUUUCUUACAUCUUCACUUAUGCCAAGAUCAAGACCCUCAGAGAGGGAGUUAAGGUCACUGGGAAUGGACUGGGGAUUCUGGUGACAACCUAUGUGGAUGCCAUCAACAGAGGAGCAGUGCCUUGUCUGGAUGAUGCUGUGACAGCUCUGGCCCAGCAUGAGAACUCAGUAGCUGUGCAGAAGGCAGCNGACCACUACAGUGAGCAGAUGGCCCAGCGACUGAGGCUUCCCACAGACACGCUCCGGGAGCUGCUGGAUGUGCACGCAUCCUGUGAGAAGGAAGCCAUGGCUGUCUUCAUGGAGAAUUCCUUCAAGGACGAAAAUCAGCAAUUCCUGAAGAAGCUGGUGGAAUUAAUAGGUGAGAAGAAAGGGAUUUUCCUAUUGAAGAAUGAUGACGCAUCUGAUAAAUACUGCCAGGAAGAACUGGAUCGACUUUCAAAGGAUUUCAUGGAAAAUAUCUCAACAUUUUCUGUUCCUGGUGGACAUAGGCUCUACAUGGACAUGAGGGAGAGGAUUGAGCAUGAGUACUGGCAGGUUCCCAGGAAAGGGGUGAAGGCAAGUGAAGUCUUCCAGAGUUUUCUGCAGUCACAGGCCAUCAUUGAGAGUUCCACUGCUUGUGGACGUUAUAUGAAUUGCUCUCUGGGUUCUGGAAUGUUGACAUUUUACUUAACCUAUCACUUUCUUCUCUCCUGGAAUCUUCCUGGGGCAGAGGAGCGCGCCCNGAAGGAGGCNGCNGAGAAGGAGCAGGAGCUGCUAAGACAGAAGCAGAAGGAGCAGCAGGAGUAUAUGGAGGCUCAAGAGAAAAGUCACAAGGAAAACCUAGAGCAGCUGAGAAGGAAGAUGGAGCAGGAGAGAGAGCAGCUCAUCAAAGACCAUAAAGUGAUGCUGGAGAAGCUAAUGAAGGAACAAAAGGCUUUCCUUGAGGAAGGAUUUAAGAAGAAAUCUGAAGAAAUGGGCAUACAUAUAGUGCAACUGGGACAUAUGAUCAACAUUGUGCUACUCAACAGUGAUUCCACUGUGAGGAGUAUUAUAAAAUUUGUUUUAGAUAUGAUUGCAAAGGGUAUAAAGGGCUUUGUUCCAUCCUCUGGGAGCAAUUGAUAGACUGUGAUAGAUACUUGUGUUAUUUCAAAGUUGCCUGUUUUCCAUUUUCACUCUGCAGAGAAGAUUAAACAUAAAAAGUGCUGAUUAGAGGGUAUCUGUGCCCUGCACAGAUGACAUAGAACAGCUCCUACAUGUCUGCACACAAUGCUUGCCUUUAGAGAACACA